Molecule: messenger RNA, 2559 nt
Organism: Adineta ricciae
Lineage: Eukaryota; Metazoa; Rotifera; Eurotatoria; Adinetida; Adinetidae
Source: the annotation of a GenBank genome assembly
AUGAAAACAAAAAGUGAGAGAAAAGAAAAACCUCAAUUUUAUAGCCAUAUCGCUUCGGCGAUCAUACCAGUGGCAAGUAUUGUUGCCGUUCCAUCAGUCGCACAGCAUUGUCCGCGUCAGAAGACGAAUCCUCAUGAAGAUUGGGGACCUAUAGCACCGACUCUGUUGCGAGCUUCAAUGACCAGUCAGAUGUUGAUACCAUCGGUAAAUCUUAGUUCACUGCAGGAUGAUGAGGACGAUGACGAUGAUAACGAUCGUCCUUAUCAAAUAACAAAAAGACAACCGCCAAUCGGACGAAUGGAUGCGAGUAGUGAUGACGAUGAUAGUGAGAAUGAAAGAAAACAGCGUCGGCAACCGACCGAGGCAUCAAAACCUAGAAGUAGUGCAUCACGAUCAGUAUCAGUAUCAGAAGCUGAAAAGCGUCUCUUUGGUCAUGUUGAUCGAGAUGAAGAACAAACGACAACAACAGCAGAAUUGGGUCUAAGUUCAACUAUUCAUCUAGAUAAAAAGAAACAAUCAAAAAAUACUGAUGUAUCACCAUCAUCAACAACGACGACAACAACAACAACAACAACAACAACAACAACGAAUCCUAAACGAGCAACCGUUAAUAUUAUUCGUCAGCAUGUACCACCAUUGAAUGUGAACCCCAUCGCAAGUCAAUCGGGUCCAUCUGCCGCUAGAUCUACUAGCCCUAUUGAUGCCAAUGAUACUGAAACUCGUUCGACAACAGCACAUUCAUCUUUCAAUGACACGACAACAGUUCCAAACAGCGCUCGCACAGUUUCUUUUAAAGAUCCAGUCAUUUGCAAUACAUACGAUCCGCCAUCAUCGAAAUCUCAACAGACAACAGUUGUUAGUGCGAAACGUGGUGAAACAGUUUUAGAUCGUCUAGUUAUUCCUCCUCCUGAAGAAUAUCAACAAAAUUCUCAUGAAUUGGAAAAACGUAUUCAAUUAUUGAACGAUGAAAACCAACAACUAAGACUAACUAACCAGAAUCUUCAACGGCAACAAGACGAUUUGUUGAAUCGCUUACAAACAUCACAGAAGCUCAGUCAACAAGAAUUGAAUGAUCUGUUAAAACAAGCAGGACAUGAUCAAACGAAAGAUCUGGAGAAUUUAAAUAAAACAUUACAAAAGCGUUGUGAUCAAUUACAAAAUGAAUUACUCUCGUUGAAAGAACGAUAUGCUCAAGAACAAGGUCAAACAAGUGCUCGAGAGCUGAAAAAUGAAAAUCAUUUUCUCAAAGAGUACAUUCAUCGGCUAAAUGCAGAAGCGAGCGAUUAUCAAACGCUACAUCCACCCGACGUUAUCAAAACUGAUAUCCAGAAAGAACAAAGAAAAAUGCAAGGUCUACCAAUGAAAGGACCAUCACCGAUUUGGCUCCUUAAUCAAAAGUUUCUUGCUCCAUUAUUUGUUUGCUACGACGAGAAACUUCACCAAAGGGAAAACUUCAUUCGAAAACUUCAAAGUCAACUGCAAGAACUAUAUAAUGAGGUAAAACAAGUUACAAAUGAAAAUCUCUCACUACACGAACGAAUUGCUCGCACAUCAUCAACAGUCAUCCAGCAGAACACGGCUAAUACAGCUGAUAUAGAAAAUAUCAAACGACAGGCGUAUCUGGUUUUAGAAGAAAAUAAAGUUCUUCAAGAACAAGUCAAUUUACAGACAACUCGUUUAACUGAUAUUCAAAAAGCUCAGAUUCAAGAAGUUUCAAAUUUAAGUCGUCGAUUAAUGAUUGCUGAAACGGAAAAAACUGAAGGCGAUCGAACAUUGGAAACUAUCCGCAUUAAAAACGAAGAACUACGCAAAAAAUAUGAACAAAUAGUCAUUGAAAAUGAUCACCGAAUACACGUCGAAGAUCAUGUUCGUGAAAUCAACGAAAUGAAACGACUAACAGAUGAACUAAGUGAAAAACAUGCGGGCGAAAUGCAAUUGCUUCUACGUCGAGUACAGGAUGCCGAAGCUGCUAAGCGAGCAGCUCAACUGAAACUGAGUGAACAUCGUGGUGAUAUGGAACGAUUGAAGAAUGAUUUAAAAGCUGCAAAGAAACUCAAUCAAAAACUACAAAUUCGCGUGCAAACAUUCGAAAAGAAACUGGAGCUUCAACAAAUGAAAGAACAGCAUACGGCUACGUUGCUUGAUAAAGCUAAUGAAGAAGCAGAAAAGUGUCGACUAGAACAGGAAGCUUACUCGAUUCUGGCGAGAACUAAGGAAGAAGAAGCAACUAAAACAAAAGAAUUAAUACAAGAGGAAGGCAAGAAGUUGAACGAAUUAGAGAAUCGAUUGGAAAAUUACAAGAGCAAGAGCAAAGAACGCGUCAACGAAGUACAAGAACAAAUGAAAAAGCAAUACGAUAAUUUGAAAGUACGUUGUUCAGAUUAUGAACAACGUAUACAACAAUUGAUGAGUCUACUGGGCGAAAAACAAAUACUCAUCGAUGAUCUACAUUCCGAAAAACGCAAUCUUGAAGUCGACCUCGAGACCAUUUGGUUAACGACCAAUGCUGAUAACAAACGAAUGCUCGAACAAUUGCACGAUAUGCGUGUAAUGACCUGA